UUCCGCACGGGGGAGGGAGCCGACGUCAAACGCGGCCGGUUCGUCACCUCAUCCCGCCAGGCUUGGAAUCGUGGCCUGCGCUCCGGAUGGUGCGCGCGCGGCGCGCGCUUCAUCGCACCAUCAACACUCUCCCUGCUGCUUGUCCGCGCCGAACGGGAAUCGUCGACGUCUCGCGAGCCGCGGAUCGAGCUACUAGAUAGAUAGGUAGCCAUCUUCGAUCGCCGCCGAUGGGGGACGGGUGUAGCAGCCGCGCCGACGGAGACGAGAAGGCCUCCUCCUCCUCCGGUGUCGCUCGGGUCGUCUGGUUCAGACAGAUGCUCCACCGCUGGCAGCCCUCCUCCAGGCGCGGCGGUGGCGAUGGAUGUGGCGACGAAGCCGGUCCCAACGCCUCUACAGAUCAGCGGAGCAGUGACGCCGUCCCCGCCGCCGCACCUGCCGAUCAAGACAGGGAUGGAUAGCCUUCCGCUGCUGCCGGCGGCGCCAGAUUGCGCGGCGGAACGGCGGCGCCUGCUGCUGCGGGUGGCGGUCGUGGAGGAGCGCGGGGGCGACGUGGGCGCGGAGCGGCGGCGGUUCGUGGUGCCGACGGCGUACCUGGGCGCGCCGGCGUUCCGGCGGCUGCUGGAGAAGGCGGAGGAGGAGUUCGAGUUCCACUACCACGGCGGCGCCCUCACCAUCCCCUGCGACACCGAGGCGUUCAAGUACAUCCUCCUCGUCACGGACAGCCAGGGCCUCGCCGCCGACGACACGAAAGGCGGAACGCCAAGGAAGGAGGACGGAGAGAGCGAGGCGCGUCGUCCCGAUGACGAGCCCGCAGCAGACGGUGUUGCCCCCAUGAACCAUGGGACGUAGGAAAAGGGUAUUAAAACAAGAGGCUACUGAGAUUGUAACUGUAAGCAAGCGAGUGCUGCUCAGCUCGUCACGAGUCCAUGCCAUGGCGGCAUGGCCGAUGAGCAGCUCGCUCGGAGCAGUCGUCGCAAGCUGUAACAUGGGCGGCGCAUCUGCCCGCCCCGGACGCGACGCGGCGUCCGACGCCAC
Messenger RNA from Panicum hallii, 1035 nucleotides. RefSeq lists its product as uncharacterized. Lineage: Eukaryota; Viridiplantae; Streptophyta; Magnoliopsida; Poales; Poaceae. Gene Ontology annotation, biological process: response to auxin. The record is from RefSeq and is a predicted model, not a curated record. The coding region runs from base 358 to 849 and encodes 163 amino acids. The transcript is spliced from 2 exons.